CGCAAGCAUCCUUAACCUUACAAAAUCCAAGAGAAAUUUAAUCUUUUGCUAAAAUGUUAUAACUCCCUAGCCGUUCAUGCAUGUCAUCUUCACCUAUCUACAUCAAAUGACUCUGAAGACAUUAUUGUACAUUUGUAAGUAGCCCCACACAUACAUCUUAUGAGUGUACUAGAACAUUUACAAUAUUCACUAGGCAUAUUGCAGUAAUGUCAAUUGAUUAAUACUUUUUCCAAUACUGCUGCAAUGUUACUAAUUAUAGUAUACAAAGUUACGUUCACGAAAACACUACAAUAUCUAAUGACUUUUGCUCACUAAAUGUGUUAGUGCGCCUGAAAUAUGAUAGUGAGUUAGUGACUGUACGUCAUGGGUCAUCAGGGUACCUACCAGGCUACCAGAAAUGAUACCGCGACAACCAAUUCAUAAGAUAUUUUUACCAGUAAAAUCUGUGGCAAAAUUUCAGCACCACAAAUUUUCACAAACAAAAUCUCAUCAGAUCUGGCCAGAAAAGUUAAUCAGCUAGCUUUGAAUGGAGUUACGCAGCCCCAUCAAGCUCCUAGUGUCAACUGAAGCCGCAACAAUGCUUGGCUUCUUUCUAUUCCUUUACUGCCUAAUAAGAUGGAAAACUUACCGUGAUACAGCCAAAAUUUACCCACCCGAACCAUCUGGUUCAUGGCCUUUCAUUGGCCAUCUACCUCUUCUUGGAAGAAGCCUUCCUCACAUUUCAUUGGGAAAGUUAGCAGAUAAAUAUGGUCCAAUUUUCAUGAUCAGGCUCGGUGUCCAUCGAACCCUGGUUGUGAGCACAGCAGAGAUGGCUAAAGAGUGCCUAGGCACCAAUGACAAAGUAUUCUUAAACCGGCCUUACACAACUUUUAUUGAGCAUCUGGGUUACAAUUCUCUUAUGAUGGGUUUCAGCCCUUAUGGCCCUUACUGGCGUGAGAUGCGUAAGAUAGUCGUGACUGAGCUACUGUCCAGUCAUCGGCUAGAGAUGUCAAAACAUGUUCGAUUAUCUGAGGUAAGAUCGGUCAUAAAAGGUACACAUGAUAGCUUCUUAGUCAAGAAAAAUUCAAGUCCUGACUUUGAUAAUAAUGUAUUAGUGGACAUGAAACAGUGGUUCAGUGACAUAAACUUAAAUACAUCAGUAAGAUUAAUAGCUGGGAAGUCGUUAAAGGAAUUCUAUAAAGGCGAGGAAGAAUAUAACAUGUGCAUAAAAGCUUUGAGGGACUUUUUUGACCUGGGAGGUGCCUUUGUUCCUGCUGAUGCUCUUCCAUACUUGAGGUGGCUUGAUAUUGGAGGGUAUGAAAAAUCUAUGAAGAAAGUAGCAAAGGAAAUCGAUCAUGUAGCUCAAGGUUGGUUGGAUGAGCAUAGAACCAGACGACUUUUUGAAGAUCAGGGGAAAGAAAAACAGGACUUUAUUGAUGUAAUGCUUGGUAUAUUCGAUACUGGAUUGAAUACCCCUUCGCGAAUUGAAGCAGAUAGAAUCAUCAAGGCCAAUAGCAUGGCUUUGCUACUAGCAGGAGCAGACACAACCGCGGUAACCUUAACUUGGACACUAUCAUUGUUAAUGAAUAACAGAGAAUCUCUGAAAAAAGCUCAAGCUGAGAUAGACUAUCAUGUGGGCAAAGAAAGGAAAGUCGAUGAGUCGGACCUCAAGAAAUUUGUCUACUUACAAGCUGUUCUCAAGGAAUCUAUGAGGAUAUAUCCAGCUGCACCACUAUUAACUCGAGAGUCCAUUGCGGACUGUACAGUGGGUGGUUAUCAAAUCCUUACUGGCACCCAACUCUAUGUCAAUAUGUACAAGAUACACAGGGACCCUGAAUUGUGGCCUGACCCCUUGGAUUUUCGCCCCGAAAGAUUUCUCACAACUCACAUAGAUUAUGAUGUCAGAGGGCAAAAUUUUGACCUUAUUCCUUUUGGAAGUGGCAGAAGAAUAUGUCCUGGUAUAUCUUUUGCCUUGCAGAUGACUCAGUUUACAUUAGCUAAUUUACUCCAUGGUUUCGAUAUCUCAUCUAUAUCUGAUGAAGCUGUCGACAUGACUGAGAGUUUAGGAAUAACUAACCUCAAAGCCACACCGCUUGAAGUCUGCCUCAAACCCCGUCUUCCAGACCAUGUUUAUAAAUUGUAAUAAUCCUAAGCUAGUUGGAUUGUAACCUAUAAUAUCACUAAGUCUUACUACUUAAUAAUGUUGUUUAUCGCGUUAAUUCCCUUAAUUUUAUCUUUAGCCAGGCCAAGUUCCCUGAGUUGUUGGUUCCAUAUGUGUCCAAGGUGUUCUUGAAAUACAGUUCAGCAUUUACUUUGAGCAA
Chenopodium quinoa (quinoa) is the source of this 2300-nucleotide messenger RNA. RefSeq names its product cytochrome P450 CYP82D47-like. The transcript has 2 exons. The record is from RefSeq and is a predicted model, not a curated record. Gene Ontology annotation, biological process: defense response to other organism. The coding region runs from base 527 to 2122 and encodes 531 amino acids. Gene Ontology annotation, molecular function: heme binding; oxidoreductase activity, acting on paired donors, with incorporation or reduction of molecular oxygen; monooxygenase activity. NCBI's taxonomy places the organism in Eukaryota, Viridiplantae, Streptophyta, Magnoliopsida, Caryophyllales, Amaranthaceae.